Pichia kudriavzevii is the source of this 1962-nucleotide messenger RNA. RefSeq lists its product as uncharacterized. The coding region runs from base 1 to 1962 and encodes 653 amino acids. NCBI's taxonomy places the organism in Eukaryota, Fungi, Ascomycota, Pichiomycetes, Pichiales, Pichiaceae. The record is from RefSeq and is a predicted model, not a curated record. Gene Ontology annotation, molecular function: protein-lysine N-methyltransferase activity. Gene Ontology annotation, cellular component: nucleus. Gene Ontology annotation, biological process: peptidyl-lysine monomethylation. The transcript has a single exon.
AUGUCUAUAUCUCAUUACAGAAAAUUUUUCACCUGUCGAAUAGAUUGUAAAAGACACGUUUGUUUUUACCUGUAUAGGAACAAGAAACAACCAACUAUGGCCACUACAGUGAAUGGGGAGCAACUCUUGGAAUGGUUUCAAGAUCCAGCUAACAAAUCCUAUUUCAACCAUGAACUUCUAACAAUUAAAAAGUCCCCGAUAUCCAAUGGUAUUGGUGUAUUUGCUUUAAGGAGUCAGGCUCCUGUACCGAAAGAACUUGACGAUGAUGAAUCCAAUUUGCUAUUAAGGGUCCACAAAUCCAUGGUUUUGUCUGCUCAAACUUGUGCGAUCUCAAAUUUAAUAUAUGAGGAGAAACUUGGGGCUAUGUAUGGGUUAGUGCUUGCAUUUAUAUACGAACGGCAAUUGGGUGAGAGAUCACCUUGGUUCACAUAUAUUGAGACAAUCAACUACAAGAACUCCAAGGGUGAUCUAAUUGUUCCGCUGUGCUUGUAUGCGGAUAAGGAAAAGGCAAUUCUAAAAGGGACAGAAGUUGAGUUUAUGGGUGGAUUGGAUCCUCAAGAUUUGAAGAGCCAUUUUGAAGUUUCCCAAAAAUUUGCCAAUAAGGUACACAAGGAAGCUGGAUUACCGAUACCAUCUGUAUUGAAAGAUAACUCACAAUUUGAAGAAUUUGCAGCAAUCACAAUGGCUGUUGCGUCGAGAGCCUUUGAAAUUGAUAAUUAUAUCGAGUUGGGUUUAGUGCCUGGAGCGGAUCUGUUCAACCAUGAUCCGUUUGGUAAUGAACAUGUUCACUUUGUAGCAAUGGGUGAUGUCUGUCCAUUCUGUGGAAAAGACGAUGGAUGCGGACAUGAAGACUUUGGUCCUCCGGAUAGUGAGGGAGAAUAUGAAGAAGAAGGAUGGGAAGAUGUUGAGAACUACGAUGAAGAUGAGGCGAUGGACGGGUCUGUAGAGUAUCAAGAGUCCGAUGAUAAAUCCAAAGAGGAAGAACCGGGUGAUGAUUUUUCUAAAUUGGAGGAAUUUGAUGGAAGUUUUAAGAGUGAAACACCAACAUACGAGUCUGAUGAAGAAGUUGAAGAAUUAGAGGAAAUUACAAUGGAUUAUGUGGCAAAAAUCGAAACGGAGUUAAAAGAGGAGGAGGAAAGAGAAAAGGCUGAAGAAGAAGAGGAAAGAGACAGUGAUAUGGACAGUGAGGAAGAGUUUGAAUUAAAGGAACUCUAUCUAAAUCCGGAUGAGUGUUGUGACAUAGUACUUGAAAGGAAAAUUUUCAAAAAUAAAGAAGUUUUCAAUACCUAUGGGGAAUUACCAAAUUCUGUAUUGUUGGUCAAAUAUGGAUUUGCCGUGGAGGAUAACCCAUAUGACAGCAUCUGUCUAGGGCCUCAAAUUGUUGAGUACCGUAAGAGCCAUCAAGAGUUAGAAGAACGUAUAGAUUGGUGGGGGUGUAUGGGAUGGCUACUUCUAAGGGAGCAGGAAAGGGCAGAUGAGGAAGAUGCCCAAAGAGAUGAGAGAGGGGGUAGUGAUGCCGACUCUGAGGAAGGUGAUGAUGGGAGGAAUGAGGAAGAGGAAGAAGAAGAAGAAAAAGAAGAAGAAGAAGAAGAAGAAGAAGAAGAAAGUUGGUUAUUUAAUUGCAGAAUUGAACAUCCAGGUCGUGCCAAUGCUCAGUUAGUUGCAGUUUCGAAGUUGUUUACCAUGUCCACGGCAGAAUUUGAAAAGAUGAUUGGGGAUGAGGAAUGUGAUGGGUCUACAAUAAAAGAGCUCUUGGUCAACUCUAAGGCCACCAUGGAGUCCAAAAAGUUGUUACGGUCAUGGAUCGAUGGCAGACUGUCGAGUACUGGGGACGGCAAGACCAGAAGCGGAGAAAUGAAAAGACACUUAAAGAAGGCAGAUCCAUUGUCUGUAAGGACCAUGCUCAUUGUAGCAACGCUAAACGAAAAGAAACUGUUGGAGAAGGCACUCAAGACUUUAUAG